AAACAACAACACGUAGCACACAAAGAAAAACAAACCCCAAAUCUUUUUCCUUUCUUACACAAAUUUCACCAUUAUCUCAAACCACUUUUCACACACGUGGUCUCCACCGUCACGUGAAUUGAGUGUCCAUAUUUUCCAAGUCACCUCAAAUUUUCAAACACUCACAGCACAAUGUCUCAAAACACUCACAACAAUUCUUCUUCUUCUUCACUUUUUCUUCUUCUUCUAUCAUGGGUCUCUCUCCCAAACACUCUCCUCGUACCCCAACUUAUCUCUUUCCAUGUGUCAUCGCUCUCUCUUUCUUCUCUCUUACUGGCCUUCUUCUCUACAAGGUGGACGACGUUGUCAGCCGAACCGGAACCGUGGUAGGUCACAACCUAGAACCAACGCCGUGGCACGUUUUCCCUACGAAACCAUUCGACGAAGAGACUCGUCAGAGCAGAGCCUACAAAAUCAUACAGUGUUCAUAUCUCACAUGCCGUAACGCGGUCUCCGGUGGCAGCGGACGACUCGGUUACGCUGCCGGAGAUGCGAAAGCGAAAGCGCCGACUUGUCCUGAUUUUUUCAAGGCGAUCCGGAGAGAUCUGGAGCCGUGGAUGAAAACCAGAAUUUCGGAGGGGCAUUUGGCGGAAGCGCAAAAGUAUGCGGCUUUUAGAGUGGUGAUUGUUGGAGGGAAGAUGUUUGUUGAUUGGUAUUAUGCUUGUGUUCAGAGUAGGGCUAUGUUUACUGUUUGGGGUUUGUUGCAGCUUUUGAGGAAGUACCCUGGGUUGGUUCCUGAUGUGGAUUUGAUGUUUGAUUGCAUGGAUAAGCCUAGUAUUAACAAAACUGAACAUAAUUCAAAGCCUUUGCCACUCUUUCGAUAUUGUACCACAAAGGAACAUUUUGAUAUACCUUUUCCUGAUUGGUCCUUCUGGGGAUGGUCAGAGAUAAAUAUUAAACCGUGGCGGGAAGAGUUCCCAGAUAUCAAACAAGGUUCUCAAGCUGUAAGUUGGCGAGAUAGGAAGCAGCUAGCAUACUGGAAAGGAAAUCCAGAUGUUUUAUCUCCUAUUCGUACAGAAUUACUAAAUUGCAAUGAUUCUAAAGCGUGGGGAGCAGAAAUUUUGCGUCAGGAUUGGGUUGCAGCUGCUAAAAGUGGCUUUAAGGAAUCAAAACUUUCAAAACAGUGCAAUCACAGGUAUAAGAUCUAUGCUGAAGGGUAUGCAUGGUCUGUGAGUUUGAAAUAUAUUCUCUCAUGUGGUUCUGUUACACUAAUUAUAACACCUCAGUAUGAAGACUUUUUCACUCGUGGCCUUAUUCCACUUCAAAACUUUAUUCCUAUUAAUCCUCUAGAUCUAUGUCCAUCUAUAAAGCGUGCCGUAGACUGGGGAAAUAUGCACCCGAGAGAGGCAGAGGUGUUGGGAAAAAGAGGGCAGGACUAUAUGGAAACCUUAAACAUGGAUCGAGUUUAUGAUUACAUGUUCCACCUUAUCUCGGAAUACUCGAAACUUCUCAACUUCAAGCCUACUCCACCGUCAUCUGCCUUGGAAGUUUGCGCUGAAUCUGUUCUUUGCUUUGCUGAUGAGAAGCAGACGUUAUUCCUUAAUAGUACAAAGGUCUCCCCUUCACAAACACCUCCCUGUACUAUCAAAUAUGUCUAGAGUGACUGAUCUUACCUAUAUUUUGCUGCACGAAAGAUGUGGAGCAUCUAAUAUCCAAGAACAUAUGGUUACAAUGAGUGCCAUUUUCGGUAUCAAAAGAAAAAGAUCGAUGUUGAAUGUAAAUUUAUAGUGCCUUGAGAGGUAAUUAUUUACAAAUUUGUGUUUGUAAUAGGUCAUCAUUAUUUAACAGAGCAUACAAUGCGGGAAUUUUCAUUUUUUUUUGAACUGGCAUUUCUUAUGCCUUCUCUUCAUUUUUAUUUAUUUAUCCUGUUCAUCUUCUCCUAA
Messenger RNA from Lathyrus oleraceus (garden pea), 1922 nucleotides. RefSeq lists its product as uncharacterized. Bases 231 to 1637 code for a protein of 468 amino acids. Lineage: Eukaryota; Viridiplantae; Streptophyta; Magnoliopsida; Fabales; Fabaceae. The record is from RefSeq and is a predicted model, not a curated record. The transcript is spliced from 6 exons.